This is a messenger RNA of Thalassophryne amazonica, 1537 nucleotides long. It is a transcript of the gene cyyr1, whose product is annotated as cysteine/tyrosine-rich 1. The transcript is spliced from 4 exons. The record is from RefSeq and is a predicted model, not a curated record. Lineage: Eukaryota; Metazoa; Chordata; Actinopteri; Batrachoidiformes; Batrachoididae. The coding region runs from base 289 to 735 and encodes 148 amino acids.
AGCUGGGCGGGAAUAAAGGAGGCGGCGGUCUGAGGUGUGAGGAGGGAACCGGACGGAAUAACACGGAGAAAAGCUGCUCACACGUGGAGGAACAAAGAGGUGCUUCAUAGGAUUUUCUGCCCCCUCUCACUCAGGGAACUAUCUUAAAGAACUUAUAAUAAAUGAGCUGAUUUUGAGGCGGAUAUCCCAUAAUGCCCCAGGAGGAGACUAAUAACAGGGGACCGCUGCGACGCUUUGUCUAAUUCCGUCUCAUUCAUUAAAUAAAAGGGGGAAAUUUGGGAACUCAACAUGGUGAGGUGGAAACUGUUAAGGAAUUUGUUGCUCCUCUGUUUAUUUACAGGUGGCAGCGAGGCCCAGUGCGAAGGCUGUGUGGAAUACUGCUGCGAUGGAACGCCUCCUUUCUGCUGCUCCUACUACGCAUAUGUUGGGGACGUCCUCUCAGGCACUGCCAUCUCUGGCAUCGUGUUCGGCGUGGUCUUCCUGAUGGGGGCGGUGGCGGCCUUGUUCCUGUGCGUGUGCAUGUGCAUGAAGAACGGGCGAGGAGCGCGUGUCGGCGUGUUCAGCACCUCCUACAUCAACACUGUGACCCAGAGCUACCCAGGGCCACCGCCUCCAUAUACGUACGACUACGAGAUGCACUCACCCUUCGUGCAUCCUCCGCCCUACACCCCGACUCAGCCUCAGUCCACCAGUUACUCGCCCCCUCCUCCUUACCCUGGAUGUGCACGCAAGUAAGUCGGCGGUGCAGAACAACUCCACCAGCAGCUCCUGGCUUUCCAGACAUGGAGGUGAUGUGCAUGCCUUUGACGCGGGGCCACUGUGAUACUGUUCAGCCAGGCACAACUGGUAGAUACGCCCCAAAGUCAUGCAGUCUGGACCAUACUAAUGUGAGGUUGCUGCAGAACUUUGCAGCAGCGUUUGGAACCCUGGCAGCCUGCUGUUUGUUCUUUUCCCCACUAAUAACCAAAAUCCUUAUCUGUCCCCGGCUGUGCACAUCAAAAGCACUGUGCCACUUUGAUGAAGGUGAGGAUCACUUUGUCAGCACACAGGAGAAAAGUAUUUCCAGGACACGAUGAAGACUCUGCAUUUAUGGAAAGUUCCAGAGUGUUUUUUUUUUUUUUUUUUUUUGGUGAAGGACACAUGGUUUAAACACACUGGGUCUGGUACUGUACUGUAGAACCGAACACUGUGGGCACGAUUUUCUGCAAAGCACCAGACUGCUGAUUUGUUGUUAAUGCUUUACAAGAAACUGUGUGAUGGGGCCUCGUUUUGUUCAAAUGAACCAAACCUUUUUGUGAAUUCCUUCAUGUAAAAUGCAAAUGUUUUAACGUUGAACGAUUUCUGACUUAAGAUUGUGAAGCAUCUGUUUGUACAGUUACAGGAGGAUGGCUGUUUAAAAUUAAGGUGAAUGGAGGUUAUUGUUCUGAACGAAGGAAGGAACUUAAACAUUUAAAAUCUUUCCCUGGCAAAGUAUUUUCGGGCAGUUUCAGUGGCUGUGUUGUAAAUUGUAUGAAUAAAAGUUUUUAAGUAUCCAGGA